Messenger RNA from Nothobranchius furzeri (turquoise killifish), 2087 nucleotides. Lineage: Eukaryota; Metazoa; Chordata; Actinopteri; Cyprinodontiformes; Nothobranchiidae. The record is from RefSeq and is a predicted model, not a curated record.
CGUAGAGGAAACGUGUUAAAUACGUCAACACGGUGGAUUUAAUAGAAGCUUAAAGAACAAACUCUGGACGGUGUGAGGUGAGUUUGUCUCACUGCAGAAAUAACAACACACACGGAGCGUCAGCAGUCAGACGCAGCCGCUCACCAACACUCGUGUGUGUGUGUGUGUGUGUGUGUGUGUGUGUGUGUGUGUGUGUGUGUGUGUGUGUGUGUGAGCAUCAGAAGGCUGAACAAUAACCUGUAGAAUAAUUAAAGUCAUCAUGCUAGAGCAGCUUCUCUGUGGUGGACCACACCAGCUUCUGCCACAAUAAAUAAUAAUAAUAAUAAUUAUAAUAAUAAUAAAUGAUACAAAGCUGUGAACAUUUUAAUUUCCUUUCUAAACUAUUUCUGUUGAGUUUUAAUGUUUAAACCUGUUAGCUUGUUACUGACAGCAGCUACGUUUAAGCUUCACUUCCUGUUGUGACUGAAGCUGCUGCAGCAUGGAGGUGUAGACUCAGCCAUCCUGGACAUGAUCAUCCUGAGAGUUUUAGCUGAAGACAGCUGGACGUUUCUGGAUAUGUUGGAGACGUUUAGCCUCUCAUCCCAGAGGCUGCUUCCACACUUUGGUUGUGGUCAGAAACAAACACACUGGCUGUGCUGCAAGUCUUUUUCUUUUUGUCUCCAUAACAUGUUUUUGUCUACAUGAAGGUGAUGUUGUUGUUCAUAGAGUUAAAAUUCAUGUUGAAGUUAAGAUUACUUCAUCAAGUAGGACCUGUGGUUAGCUGGCUCAUGUAAAGCAUGUCAUGUCUUCAAAGAAUCGGAAUCGAAACGAGGAAUUGGAAUCAGAAUCGUUCAGACCCAAACGAUGCCCAACCCUAAUCUCUUCUCCUCCUGCCCUCAGCUUUGAGCAGCUGUGCAUUAACUUUGCCAACGAGAACCUGCAGCAGUUCUUCGUCCGCCACGUCUUCAAGCUGGAGCAGGAGGAGUACAACCUGGAAAACAUCAACUGGCAGCACAUCGAGUUCACCGAUAACCAGGACGCUCUGGACAUGAUCGCCAUCAAGCCCAUGAACAUCAUCUCACUCAUUGAUGAGGAGAGCAAGUUCCCAAAGGGAACCGACACCACCAUGCUGAACAAACUCAACUUCCAGCACAAACUCAACCCGAACUACAUCCCACCCAAGAACAACUACGAGACUCAGUUUGGGAUUCAGCACUUUGCUGGAGUUGUUUUUUAUGAAACAAGAGGCUUCCUUGAGAAAAACAGGGACACUUUAUAUGGUGACAUCAUUCAGCUGGUCCAUUCUUCUAAAAACAAGUUCAUCAAACAAAUCUUCCAGGCGGACGUUGCUAUGGGGGCUGAAACCAGGAAACGCUCCCCCACUCUGAGCAGCCAGUUUAAGAGAUCUCUGGAGCUGCUGAUGAGAACUCUGGGUGUCUGUCAGCCGUUCUUUGUUCGCUGCAUCAAACCCAAUGAGUACAAGAAGCCCAUGCUCUUUGACAGGGAGCUGUGUGUGCGUCAGCUCAGGUAUUCUGGUAUGAUGGAGACGAUUCGGAUUCGGCGUGCUGGAUAUCCCAUCCGCUAUACGUUUGUGGAGUUUGUUGACCGCUACCGGGUGCUGAUGCCUGGAGUCAAACCAGCAUACAAACAGGAGGACCUGAGAGGAACCUGUCAGAGGAUCGCUGAGGCUGUGCUCGGUAGAGAUGAUGACUGGCAGAUGGGAAAAACAAAGAUCUUCCUCAAGGACCACCAUGACAUGCUGCUGGAGAUCGAGAGAGACAAGGCCAUCACUGACAAGGUCAUCCUCAUCCAGAAGGUGGUUCGAGGAUUUAAGGACAGAUCAAACUUCCUGAAGUUGAGGAAGUCAGCCAUGUUGGUCCAGAAGACAUGGAGAGGGUACCACUGUCGGAAGAACUAUGGAGCUGUGAGUAGCGUCCAGUGCUUUAAAGUUUCACCGUUUUGGUCACAAUUGCAACUUCAACUCUUAAUGGUGCUCUUGACAACAGUGUCGGAUCACACUGGUGACUAGUCUUUUGAGAAAAAUAAAAAUCUCAGGAGCUGAAAUGUCUCCAGCCAUAUUAGAUGCUCACUUUAGGGCAGCAGCAGCU